UGAUACGUUAGCCCUCAUGUACUAAACAAUUUUCUGUAAUUAAGCUGAAAUGUCUUCUGCUUUUGUUACCAUAAUUAUUUUUUGCUUAAUAUAUGUUUGCUCUGGAAACCGUUAUGUGAACAAUCGACCAGUAAUCGGAAUUGUAGCACGAAAGACGAGUAGCCGGGUGCUAGCAACAAUCGGGUCAUCUGUUGUUGUGGCUUCGUACGUAAAAUUUAUCGAAACCGGUGGUGCCAGAGUGGUCGUCAUCAAGGAAGGACAACCGUAUGAAUAUUAUCUGCGCAUAUUUAACUCAAUCAAUGGCGUAUUCAUGCAAGGUGGAAGCAUAAAGGAUGCUAGGUUAAUGAAGUCAGAAUAUGCACGUGUGGCUAAAAUCAUGCUUGAUCUAGCGAUUGAGAGUAAUAAAAAUGGCGACUAUUUUCCAAUAUGGGGGACGUGCCUAGGCUUCCAAGUGUUGGCUUCGCUGGUUGCUGGCAAAAACAUCCGGCUUGGUGGCUUCGAUGCUGUAAAUAGGGCUAUACCAUUGGUGAUAGGACAAGAUUUUAACACCAGUAGAAUGUUUAAUGUAAUGUCCACGCCGGCAGAUCUCUUGGAAGCAGUAACCACAGAAAAUAUAACUUACCACAACAAUGAAAAAGGUAUUACUAAUUGGAUGUUUAAGCAACAUGGUCUAGAUGAGUUGUUCAAAGUGGUAACAGUGAAUACGGACCGGAAAGGUCUUGAGUAUAUUUCAUCCAUUGAAGCAAUUGAUUACCCGUUUUACGCUGUUCAAUGGCACCCAGAGAAGACCAUGUACGAGUGGAAUCGGUACCAAAACCCGAAUAUACCGCGAACUACUAAUGCCAUCCGCAUCGCCCAACACCUUGCAAAUUUCUUUGCCAGCGAAGCCCGCAAGAGCAGCCAUACAUUCAAAAGUGAGGAGGAAGAGUUACCUCAUCUGAUUUCCAAUAUACAACCUAUCUUUACUGGAGGCAACCUCACAACUUACGAACUCUGCUACUUCCUAGAACGACAUCAAGGUGUGAGUCCGUAGUUUCAGUACACAGAAAAACACUGAAAACCUCCUCAUGGACCAUGCAAUGAAAUAUCAAUGUUGCAAAGAUCGUAUCGGGCCUAGCCUGUGAAUGAAAAAUUUAUCUUUUUCAGUUUUUUUUCUCUUUUCUGGCAAAGCCACACUUAUUCAAUAGUAAAAUACUUAUAAUCUGAACAUAAUAUUAAUGAUUUUCAGAAUAAGAAAUUGAAUCUGCAUAUUCAAAAUCAAAAUAUAAAACAUUGUAAAUUAGACCACUUUUAAGUUUAUCAUCCUACAACAGACAAUACAAUUAAUCAAUUAAUAAUGAUUUUCGCUCUUUUCAUUUUCUUACAAUUUAUUUUAUAAACCACUUAUAUUUGUUUCUUUAAACUCAUUUCUUUUUUUCUAUUUCGUGUUGGUAAUUAACCCACCUUCAUUCAUACAAUAUAUCAUUUUCUCCAACGUUUUAUAGCAAGUCUAUAUUUGACCAUUUUUUAAUGGCGACUUCUCGUCGUACAGUAUACUCCAUUUUAUUCUUAUUUCUAAUUCACUCUUAAAUUUUAAGAACAAUUUAUUGUCGACAUUUGUUAUUUUCAAUGUCAACCUGUUUUUAAAAAUGGUAUACAUAGCAAUAGUGAUUACGGUACCUGAUUCGUUACAUUAUAAUUAUCCAUCAAUUCUGUUGAUCCUAACAUAAUAAUUUGAUACGAUAUUUGUAUAUUUCUUAAUAAAAUUCACAGAAUGUAUUGUAUUUUUUGCCAGAAUCCAUUUAAGCGUUUACAGGAGAAAAACAAAUGUUCUUCGUCCUCUACUUUGUUACAUAUCACAUAUUUCUGCAUCGGCAAUAUUCCAGAGCAAUAAACGUUUUCCCGUUGGAAUCGUUUGUGCAACAGUUUAAAGUUAAAUUCUGCCAAUUUUCUCUCUUCAUAUUUUUUACUUUAGACUGCCAGAUAUACUUCCAGUCUACCUCAUUUUGUAAAUCAAACCUUUGUUCCCAUUUUAAUUGCGAAAUGGGUUUUACUCCGACGAUGCUUCUCAAUACAUCGGAACAUGUUUUAGAUGACAAAAUAUUUAUCAAAGUGUUUUCCUUCUUUUUAGUAUUAAAUAUAGUAAUCAAUCUUUAUCAGUCUAUAAUUUGAAAACGUUUCCUGACGGGAAUUGAUCCAGCGAUAUAUCGCUGUCCGAUAUCUCGCUGUCCAAUCAAGUGUCAUAUACCCUCAUGUCUGAAUAUCGGUAAUACAAAAUUGAUAAACAAAAGGUAAAAUGUAAACGUAAGUUAAAUUAAGGAGUAUUAUGAAAUUUGAUUUCUAAGACACCAUUAAACAUAAUUAAUAUUGGUCAUGUCACGAAUUGUAAUUAAAAAUAUUAAUAAACCAAUAGCCUAAAUUGAAUUUUA
Messenger RNA from Anneissia japonica, 2408 nucleotides. Its product is annotated as gamma-glutamyl hydrolase-like. Gene Ontology annotation, molecular function: gamma-glutamyl-peptidase activity. Lineage: Eukaryota; Metazoa; Echinodermata; Crinoidea; Comatulida; Comatulidae. The record is from RefSeq and is a predicted model, not a curated record. Bases 50 to 1033 code for a protein of 327 amino acids. The transcript has 8 exons. Gene Ontology annotation, biological process: tetrahydrofolylpolyglutamate metabolic process. Gene Ontology annotation, cellular component: vacuole.